Molecule: messenger RNA, 2907 nt
Organism: Penicillium bovifimosum
Lineage: Eukaryota; Fungi; Ascomycota; Eurotiomycetes; Eurotiales; Aspergillaceae
Product: PHD finger domain-containing protein
Exons: 4
Coding region: 1-2907 (968 amino acids)
Biological process (GO): regulation of transcription by RNA polymerase II
Cellular component (GO): Rpd3S complex
Source: RefSeq, a predicted model, not a curated record
AUGAUGGAGACUAUCCGCCGAGCCUCAGAGCGCCUUCUCGCGAAACGAAAAGAGAAGGCCGCGAACAAUAAAAAGGAAAACGAGGAAAACAAGAUUGCCAAGGAGGAGACCGCAGAGGAAGAAAACACCGCACAGGGAGAAAAGAAGAAGACGGCAAAGGAGAAAAAGAAAAGCACAAAAAAAACCGAGAAAAAGGCCAAAAAGACCAAAAAGACCAAAUCUGUUGCGCCUGCCCCGUCCGGAGAGGUCUCUUCUCAACCUGCGGCUUCAGGUAAGCUUAAGAAGAAGGCCGCCCGGCCGGAGCCAAAACCUCGGCCUCAGACUGAGCAGAUAAUGAGACCGCUUGGGGAAUACCCAUCGGUUGCGGAAUACAAGGCUGCUGGCGUGAGACCGCUCUCCGCUCAACAAAUUGAGGAGCGCGUCGCGGCCGCUACCGCCCACAUCCCGCGCCCCGUUCAAUAUGGGCGCCUGAGCGGUGUUGAGAACUCCGUCGCCGUCGAGCUCUAUGAUGAGGAACUUGCCAAAGAAGCGGCAGUUACCCCGAUCUCUAAAGAUGUCGUAUCCCCCGCUGACGCGACCAAUCGCAACACCCCCAUCCCGGACGACGAGGGCCUCCGAGUCACCCCUGUUGAGCCGGUUCCCUUUGCAAGUGCAGAGGAUAACGAGUAUGUCGCCGUGCUGAAGUCAAUCCCACUUCCACCGUCCGACAAAUAUGAUCUCCUCAAACUCCGAGCGGCCAUCGAGGUCGCCAUCGUCCACGCCCUCGAGAGUGGCAAUGAGCGAUCAGCUCAGAGUGUGUUGUACCUUUGGUCCAAUGCAGUAAAUGAUGAAUUCAAGAUGUCUCUAAUUGCCAGCAUCUCCGAUGGCAGUGCUGACAAUCUACUGCGACUUGCUCUCAUGGCACUGCUCAAGAACGAUUACAAUGAUGCCCGUCAGUGGUACCUGAACUACGUCCCGCCUGAUUCAGAUGAUCCUGUCUCUGGAAAGGAGACCGGCCAGCCUACUGCUAAUACUAUCAACGCGGAGGACACCUUCAAGGUCUCUGACAUCUAUCGUGAUACAAGCGGUCCUCGACUUCGGGAGGCAUUUAUGAGCGGAAAGUCGAACGCGGCCGUCCGUUCUGAGGAGAACGCGUACAGACGCAAACGCAAGUGGGAGUCAGAUCCCAAUCACGACGCAAAAAUGCUACAGAAGCGUGCCCGUUUGCUACAGCUGUCGAAGAUUGACAUCAUUCCCACCAGCGCAGUUCGUGAUGAGAUCGGUCCGCCAGAUGCUAUUCACCACCUUUACACAAUUAACAACGCUGACCCAAUUACCACUGACCCAAUUACCACUGACCCAAUUACCACUGACCCAAUUACCACUGACCCAAUUACCGCUGACCCAAUUGAUCGGUUGCGUUCCCUCCCUGUUUUUACUGUGUCCAUUCUUGACCUUCCCCUCGUCAGGGCUUCAGAACCUCCGGAGUCAGUUGUUUCUGACCGGCACCAGAACGAGCUGGCUGAGAGCUCACGCUCGCUCUCUAUUGACACGACCCUCUCGGAUGUGUCGUCGACGUCCAACUCUGUUUACUCUGUCCGUUUCAACAAUUGGUCUGGACCACACCCACCUCGGCAGAUGCCAAAUUCCAUCGAGCCGCCAGACAACAGUGACGAGUGCAGCAAGUGUGGCGACGGAGGGGAUCUUCUGUGCUGUGAUACAUGUCCCAAUUCGUACCAUUACGAAUGCUUGGAUCCUCCCUUGGAUCCCAAGAAUCCCCCGAAAGGUGAUUGGCACUGCCCUAAGUGCUCUGUCCGCAACAGUUUCUCGACGCUGAUCGCGCGAGCUGGCUACUACAAGAAAACGGAGUACCGGGUUCCUGAACCUAUUAAGGAGCAUUUUGAAGGAGUGGGUGAGAUGACCAUCUCCGAUGAAGAUGGUUACGCUCGCAAUCCGACAAAUUUCAGUUUCUAUAAAUUGAAGCCCCACAUCGAGCGACUAACUAAGGUCCCGGGGCCAGCCAAGGAAGGGGGCCACACUCUCGUGUCAUAUGACCAUCCUCACCAUCUCCGAGAAUUCGAUGACAACGGCCAACUAAUCCGUUGCGCAAAGUGUGCCGGCACGACAUACGGUGGCCGGCACAUUGUUCAAUGUGAUUACUGUGCCUGCCGAUGGCACCUUGACUGCAUUUCUCCGCCCCGGGCGGCUCCACCGAAUCCCUGGAAAGGGUGGAUGUGCCCAAACCAUGUCACCUCUGAAGACAUGGUUGCAACCAAAACCUUUGACGGGGAGACGCGGCCGCGUCGCGUUCGGCGGCCGCGAAAGAUGGCUGUCAUGGACAGUGACUUGAUUGUUACUGAUGACCCUGAUGAGAGUCGGUUCGAUGACGACUGGAGGGGGAAGAGGGCACGCGUGUCUGCAGGGGACGUCGUCCUCAACUUCAUCACCGCGGUCAAGCAAGACCACGGCAAACGUCAUCUCAAGGAAAAGGAAAUCGAGCGGAAGUGCUUGGAUUUGGCCAAGCAGAUGAUCGAUGAGUUCCUUUCAAAUCAACGGAGUCAAGCUGGAAGCUCGGGCGCUGCCCAUAUUGCGUCAGGUCUCCCUGAGGCCUACAAAGAAGAAAUCUCUAACGCUGUCCGGACCCUGAUCGCUAGGGGCCGAGAGAUCGACGCCGCGGACGCCCUUCUUUGCAUGGCCGGUGGCCAGGCCUCUUCCGUCGGCAAAGGCCACAUCGCCGACGCUGCUGAAGUCAAUGACCCCUCUGCUCCCGUUUCGGAUACCUCCUCUACCCCUAUUUUGUUUGCUUCUGAGGAAGACCCGGAGACCGAGAUCGCCCCUCGCAUCCCUGCGUCGAGUCGCAAGCGCUCACGUUCAGACGACCAGGCUUCGGAGGAGCCCGCGCAAAAGCGCCAAUUCACCAAGAAGUGA